Molecule: messenger RNA, 4617 nt
Organism: Schistosoma rodhaini
Lineage: Eukaryota; Metazoa; Platyhelminthes; Trematoda; Strigeidida; Schistosomatidae
Source: the annotation of a GenBank genome assembly
AUAUUGGAUAUUGGAAUACAUAGCCGCUAACACGAGUUGUAUUGCUACGCUCAUGUUACUUAGGCAAUUUAACUUAAUAUAUACUUGUUAAUUUGAAUUCAGUAGAAUGUAGUGAUAUAAUGUAUGUAAGAGCUCCUUGCCUUUCUGGUAAUUAGCCCUCUUUAUUCUUUAUACUCCUGUUCAAUGGCUAUGGCUAUUUGAAAUAACGAUACAAACUCAACUUAUUUUUCUGUUCUGCAUGUCUGUUACAAAUUUGUAUACUUAUGGUAGUCACACUGAAUUCAGUAUACAGAAUAAGUGUCAGCCGUCAAUUUAUUAGUUCCCGUACAGAAUGUUUGGGCUACCUAUUUUUCAAAUUCUAUAAACAUUGAAGCUAAUCUACCUGUUCUAGGUUUAUCUAAAAUGAAUAAUUUAUACACACAAUGCAAAAUAAUAAAUCGUUCGCAUGCCAGUUACUGAGAGAUUUGUACACAAACAUCUAUGUUCAUGGCUUGUUCGUCUUAUUUACUUAUCUUUUGGAUAAAACGAGUAACAGGUAUAAUGAAAUGCAAACACUAUAUAUGGUGGGUAGCAGUUGAACUUGGGGAAAAAACUUCAAUGGUUAUAUACAGGUUCGGGGUACUAAUUGUUAGAAUAUUUAUGACAUAUAUUUCAAAUAAUUGCAAUUCAAACACAUUUAAGAUGUGCUUUUGCAAUACUGCACAAAUAAUGCUGGAAAUCCUCUACCGCAAUGAAAUUUUCACUGUCGAAUAAAGCCGUUAUAAUCAUUUUACUACUGUUCUUUCGUAUCGCUAUUACUACCAUAAUUAUUCGCACAAAUCUAACAAUAUUGGUAAACAUCUUGGUUUUUUGACAAGGGCGAUGAAACUGCAUAUGCUAUUGUUGUAUACUAGGUAGAAUCGGAGUUUAAUGCUUACGUACGCUCUCCACCCUGUGGUUGUUUCCGCACUAAUUUUUAUCCUCCACCAUACAGUAUUCUUUUUUAAUCUUCAUUGUCGAUAUACUUCCACUCUGCAGCUACAAAAAUUAUAACUAUGGCAGGUCAAUUAUAGUUACUAAAAGGUCGUAUAUAUUCCAACUAGUCACUCUGUAUAGAAUGUUUCUAAGUCGUUGACUAGUUUGUAUUAAUUUUACUUUGAUUGGUUUCGAUGGUCUUGUUCCUUGUUUUAGACAUAAGGUGAGUGAUUAUUGAAGAAGAAACUUACGAUUAUGCAAACUUUUGAAAGCACUUCACACAGCUCAAUAGUCAUCUUUUUAUCGUGUGUAAGUCAUUUUCAUCUCUUCUGCCUUUAUUUACAUCAAUAUGAUUCGUCAACAUGGUGAGCAAGUAACGUAAGAUAAUAUGGAUCAAUACAAAACACAUUCAUUUUCAAACAGCUUUUCCAAUCAUGCAUGACCACAAACAAAAUGACCCUAGUUUUGGUUAGAAUUAAUUUUGGCUGACAUUCUUUUAAUCUAUAUGGUUUUACCCGUCUGAUAUUUUACCGCAACUUAUAAUCAACCGAACUAUUAUUUCACAUCAUAACAUAUGUGUUCAUCAAGCCCACCGGAAUUCAGUUCACCGCACAACAGACUUUACAUAAGUAAAAUCCUUUUAAUUGGGACCAUUAUUGGUAUGCUGUGUGCUAUCAGUGGAUCUUGUGGUAUAUUAUUAUGGGGAUUCCUACCAAACUUGAUUAAACUGAACAAUUUGGCUUUAAGAAUUAAUGCAGUUCUAUGUAUAACUGGCUCUCUGGUUGUUUCAGUAAAUGUUUGCUAUAUGUACUGUACACAACUUCGGUCUGUUCAUAAGAAGAAACGAAAGAAGAGGAUAAGUACGUUUAAGAAUGGUGUUCACUACUCUGAUGGAGAAUUAUGUCCUGAAAAUGAAAGUUUCAAUACAAACUAUCAGCUUUCUGCUCCAAGCUCAUUGUCCAUACCUGACGUGUUCACUACAAAUGGUGAUUUAACAAGAAAAACAUUUGUUUCUCUUGGAUCAUUGGAUUUGGAGAAAUUUGAAGUGGUCGGAGUUGUGCACAGAACGAGUUCCAACCUUGAUUUCGGCAGUGUUGAGGGUGGUGAAGUUGGGAAGAACCCUGUCGGUGAAAAAUACCACUAUUCAACUAGUUCGUAUCCAAAUAUAUUGUUUGUUGAUAAAUUCCCCAAUAUUUUAUCCGGCAAAACACUAUAUUUUCGUGGUAGUAGUAAUACCCAUGAUAACAAAAUUGCUACAUACUUGACUACGAACACAGAUGAUAUUCGAACAACUACUCUUACUAGUGUUUUUAGUGCUGCUCAAAAUUCCUAUUCCGAUGAUACCUGUAUCACAACUAGCAAUCAGAAAAAGCCCUUUACAACUAUGUCUUAUUUACUUCCUCGGGUUUCUAUUCAGGAAAUUAAAGAGACCACUUCAAAUAUACCGGCAUCACUAUCAGAUUUUGUUACUGUUCGUCGAACAAGGUCAGAUAGAAUUAAACAUGCAAAAACAAACCGAUCAAUUGCAACACCUGCCGGUUACUCGUUGGAUGGUCCAGCAUUUUCAAAAUUAGAAAAUACUAACCAAAGCAAUAAAAUCUCUGGUUUACAAAAUAUUAAUAAUAACGAAAAAUAUCAUCUUAUUACAAACAAGACAAUAACAAGUCGCCAUAAGCCUAGCACACACUCUGAAAUAUCAACAUUCGACAAUAAUUGUACCUCGUAUAUGACUAACGUAACACCAUUCAAUGGUCAAGCUAGUCUAUUCAACUUGAAUACUUACACUAUCCCUACCACCAAUGUUUCUAAUAUAAACAGUAUUAAUAUUGGGAGUAUAAAUGAGAAAGCUAUUGAUAUUCAUCAUACAGAGCCAUCAAUCAUAUCAUUAGAAAAUCAAGCACUGACAGUCAGUAGUUCAUCACCUUGUGAAUUAAAUAAUAAAACUUCUGUUAUUUCUCAACGACAAAAUAAUAUCAAUAUAAAUAAUACACAAUCUCAAAAUCAUGUUCUGUCAUGUGCAACACUAUUCGCUGCUAAUGAUGAAGAAAAUCUGAAUAAUAAUUCCAUUAAUGGAGAUGUGGCGGUUAAUAGUACCAAUACUGAAGUUGACGGAUUGAAAUAUUUACAGAGAAUCUAUUCCAAAUGGAGUGUAUUUCCUGUUUACAUUGAAAAUGAGAAAACUUGUGUUAAACGCAAUAAUGGUAGUAUUGAUAAAUGUGAUACACUGUAUGAUGAUGACAAUUGUGAUGAGAAUAGCGAAGAAUCUUCACCAAGAAAACUUUCUAUUUCUACAAUAUCUCAUCAUCAUACUAAAAGACCUUUACAUUCGAUAAUUAAUCCGGUACAAUCAUUGGUUAACAGAAUGAGAAAUCGUUGGACUAUUUGUCGCAUACAUAGAAAAUCAAGUGGUAGAAAUAGGAAAAACCAUCAUCAAAUGAAGACAAAAACACGGAAAAAAACUAAACUAAAAAGUUUCAGCAAAGAAGCUGUCCGUGAAUUUUCUGACUUCUCUGGUCUAAAUAACAUCAGUGAUACUAGAUUGGAAGUUGAUAAUAAUGAGAAAAGACAUCGUAGACAAACAAUCAUUACAAAUGCAUCAAUUUUUUCAUUGCCCGCUAUUCCACCAGCGUUAUGGAAUGCUGAACGCCCUGUAUGGAUUAUGGGUGUACCAUUAGAGAACAAUGGUGAUAAAGAUGAUGAUCACUGGUUUAAAGUAGACGGCAAUAAAUUUAUCCUGUUAAGGCAAAAAUCAGAAUUCACCAAUUUAACAGGCAAUAAAAAUCAUCCAAACAUCACCGGAUCAUCCUCUUCAAUUUAUGCAUUUCAUGUACGACCACCGCCAAGACUGAAACCAAUUACUACAAAAGUAAGCCGACUACAAUGUGAACUUAAUUUAAAUCAGCAUACACGUACAAGAUCUGUUGGACAAAUGCUAACUUCAGAAAAAUCAGCUUUAAAUAUUACUUAGUAAUUGUCAUUUUUAUAUUUUUAUUUCUAUGAAAGCUAAAUUAUUCGUUAUGUUUUCUUAAUUCCUGGUCGAUUUUAAGUCAAAAAUGUAAUUAAAUCUAACAACAUUCUGUUCAUUGUUUCAUUAUUACUAUCAUUAUACUAAUUCAUGACCGAUACCCAUUAUCCCGACCAUAAUUGACAUUGAAAACAGUUACCAUUACAUACCAAAUAACAUCAUUGUAAGUAGCACAACUAUCUAGUGAUUUCCCUCCCUCCCCCCUCUCUCUCUUUAACAUAUCUCGAUGUAAAUACGCGUAGAAGGUAAGGACAAUUAAAAAAAAAGCUGGAACAACAAUAAUUAAUAAUAUACAUACAUAAAUACAUACAACAUUUGCCAUUAACAUCAUUUCAUACACUGAAUUUUUUGGUAGAUUUCAUAAUUUUCUUUUUUUUCAUAUUACAAUUUGUAUUUCGGAGAUAUCAUGUCUUCUCCAUGGUAUGUGAUAAUGGUAAUCAUAGCAAUAAUUAAAAUUGUCGAUGUUUCAUAUUUGAGACAAGAAUAUUUUUUAUUGAACCUAAAUCUUUAGAAAAGUGGUCUUUUCUACUAUUGUUAAUCAUUUGGAGUAAGGGUUUGUGUUGAGAACGAUGUGCUUGUAAUAAGAAAAAAGAGACGGAUAAAGAAAAUUAAAGUGAAAAUAACAAUUGUUAUCAAGC